Messenger RNA from Pyrgilauda ruficollis (rufous-necked snowfinch), 1885 nucleotides. RefSeq names its product frizzled related protein (gene FRZB). The record is from RefSeq and is a predicted model, not a curated record. Gene Ontology annotation, biological process: canonical Wnt signaling pathway; non-canonical Wnt signaling pathway. Lineage: Eukaryota; Metazoa; Chordata; Aves; Passeriformes; Passeridae. Bases 21 to 938 code for a protein of 305 amino acids. Gene Ontology annotation, molecular function: Wnt-protein binding. The transcript is spliced from 6 exons. Gene Ontology annotation, cellular component: cytoplasm.
UUACCGUCGGGCCGGGCGGCAUGUGGCGGGGGCUGCCGGUGCUGGCCCUGGCCGGGCUGCUGGUGCUGGGGCGGGCGCCGGCGGGCCGGGGGGCGGCCUGCGAGCCGGUGCGCAUCCCGCUGUGCAAGCCGCUGCCCUGGAACAUGACCAAGAUGCCGAACCACCUGCACCACAGCACGCAGGCCAACGCCGUGCUGGCCAUGGAGCAGUUCGAGGGGCUGCUGGGCACCAACUGCAGCCCCGACCUUCUGUUCUUCCUCUGCGCCAUGUACGCGCCCAUCUGCACCAUCGACUUCCAGCACGAGCCCAUCAAGCCCUGCAAGUCCGUCUGCGAGCGCGCCCGCGCCGGCUGCGAGCCCGUCCUGGUCCGCUACAGCCACGCCUGGCCCGACAGCCUGGCCUGCGACGAGCUGCCCGUCUACGACCGCGGGGUGUGCAUCUCCCCCGAGGCCAUCGUCACCGCCGAGGGCGCGGAUUUCCCUAUGGACUCUAAUAACGGCAACUGUAGAGGUGCUGGCAUUGAGCGCUGCAAGUGCAAGCCUGUGAAAGCCACGCAGAAGACCUACCUACGCAACAACUACAACUACGUCAUUCGGGCUAAAGUGAAGGAGGUGAAGACUAAAUGCCACGAUGUCACUGCAGUAGUGGAAGUGAAGGAGAUCCUGAAAUCUUCCCUAGUGAACAUUCCAAAGGACACUGUAAACCUCCACACGAAUUCUGGCUGCCUGUGUCCCCCCCUCAGUGCCAAUGAGGAAUACAUCAUUAUGGGCUACGAGGACGAGGAGCGCUCCAGGUUACUCUUGGUGGAAGGCUCCAUAGCUGAGAAGUGGAAGGAACGUCUUGGUAAAAAAAUAAAGCGCUGGGACCAGAAGCUGCGGCUGCCGGGGAAGGGGCGCGCGGAGCCGGGCCCCAGCGCGGCCCCCAGGGCUCGCAGUUAGGGACACCCGUGGAUGCACGGACGGACGGACGGACGCGUGGAUGCUGCCGUGCCGCGGGGGACGCGCAGGGGACUGUACCAGGACUUCGCUGUUGGAGCGGCAAAGGAGAAAUUGCACUAUUGCACGUUAUAUUCUAUUGUUUACUGCAAAGUAAUGGUUUAGCUUUUAUUAGGUUUUGUUCUCCCUCUUCGUUUGCCACCUGUUCCUUUUCGGAUGUGUGCAAGUUCUGGAAAUGUGUAUUUUUUUUUUCUGUUGCUAAGAACUGUAGAAAACUGCCCUUAUGAGGUGAAGAAAGACACGGAUGUAUUCGGAUAUAUUCAAUUUACCUUUUUAUCUCCUGAAUUUUCUUUGGGAGAAAAUUCUGAUGGGAGCAGGAAUGAAAUCUGGCCAAGACCAUUGCUUAAAGUCAUGACUCACACUGGCUUUCCCUGUUCACUCUUUCUUGGUCACUGUUUGCUGAAACUUGCUCUGUUUUGGGUAGGUUGUUAUUGGGUUUAAGUGUAUCAUUUUUUAUUCUGAAAUAUAAUUCUGAAAUACAUUUUUUUUUUUAGUCAAGAGAACUGUUUGAAUCAGUAUUAAGUUUUCUUACAGAUAAACCACUUGCAUAAGGCAGAGUCUAACUUUAAAUAUUUCAUGCAACAAACACAGUGUGCAUAUUCACAGAGAACCUGGGUUUUCCAGUGCUUUGGGCCUUAAAGGAAAUAUUAUCUAGUUCUGUAACCAUAAUUUAUAACUAAAUUUAUGCUUCUUCUCUUAUAAUGGCAGUUUUUCCCCCUUUUCUCAGCUGAGUUAUAGGAGUAGACAGACUCACCAGGCCUGCUUCUCAGUACAGGUCUGCAGUUUAGCCUUUUGAUUUUGUGGUGUUAUUCUUAAAUCCGUGCCUACAUAAACAAGUGUUCAAUGCUCGGUAACAUAUGUCCAAUAAAAGAAUUGUAGUUGCCAACACA